Messenger RNA from Hypomesus transpacificus, 3397 nucleotides. RefSeq names its product N-myristoyltransferase 2 (gene nmt2). Gene Ontology annotation, cellular component: cytoplasm. The transcript is spliced from 12 exons. The record is from RefSeq and is a predicted model, not a curated record. Gene Ontology annotation, biological process: N-terminal peptidyl-glycine N-myristoylation. Gene Ontology annotation, molecular function: glycylpeptide N-tetradecanoyltransferase activity. The coding region runs from base 37 to 1512 and encodes 491 amino acids. Lineage: Eukaryota; Metazoa; Chordata; Actinopteri; Osmeriformes; Osmeridae.
UUUAACGGUAGUUUUUUUUCUACAUUUUCAUCCGUGAUGGCGGAGGACAGCGAAUCUGCAGCCAGCCAGCAGAGCUUGGAGCUGGACGACCAGGACACCUGCGGUAUCGACGGGGACAACGAAGAGGAGAAUGAACACAUGCAAGGGAGUCCAGGAGGAGAUUUGGGAGCUAAAAAGAAAAAGAAGAAACAGAAGAGGAAGAAAGAGAAGCCAAGUUCAGGAGGAGCAAAAUCUGACUCUGCCUCCGACUCUCAGGAGAUGAAGAACCCGGGUCUCCCCAUGCAGAAGCUCCAAGACAUUCAGAGGGCCAUGGAGCUGCUGUCCUGCCAGGGUCCAGCCAAGAGCAUCGACGAGGCAGCCAAACACAAGUACCAGUUUUGGGACACACAGCCUGUACCCAAACUCAAUGAGGUGGUGACCAGCCAUGGGCCCAUUGAAGCAGACAAGGAGCACAUGAGGCAGGAGCCGUACUCCCUCCCUCAGGGCUUCAUGUGGGACACGCUGGACCUCAGCAGUGCAGAUGUGCUGAAGGAGUUGUACACGCUGUUGAAUGAAAACUACGUGGAGGACGAUGACAACAUGUUCAGAUUUGACUACUCGCCCAACUUCCUCAAAUGGGCGCUGCGUCCCCCUGGCUGGCUACCUCAGUGGCACUGUGGAGUGAGAGUGUCCUCUAACAAGAAGCUGGUGGGCUUCAUCAGUGCUACUCCUGCUGACAUCCACAUCUAUGACAUGUUAAAGAGUAUGGUAGAGAUCAACUUCCUGUGCGUCCACAAGAAGCUGCGUUCGAAGCGUGUGGCUCCAGUCCUGAUCAGAGAGAUCACCAGGAGGGUCAACUUAGAGGGGAUCUUCCAGGCUGUCUACACUGCAGGAGUGGUCCUGCCCAAGCCCGUGUCCACAUGCAGGUACUGGCAUCGGUCUCUGAAUCCCAGGAAGCUAGUGGAGGUCAAGUUCUCCCACCUGAGCAGAAACAUGACCCUGCAGCGAACCAUGAAACUCUACAGACUACCAGAUAGCACAAAGACCCCAGGGCUCCGGCCCAUGGAGAGGCGGGAUGUGAGCCAGCUCACAGAGCUGCUUCAGAAACACCUGAGGCGUUUCCAGCUGGCGCCCUCUAUGGGAGAGGAGGAGGUGGCUCACUGGUUCCUGCCCCAGGACAACAUCAUAGACACGUUUGUGGUGGAGGGUGCCGGUGGUGUGUUGACGGACUUCACCAGCUUCUACACCCUGCCCUCCACGGUGAUGCACCACCCGCUCCACAGGAGCCUGAAGGCAGCCUACUCCUUCUACACCGUCCACACACACACUCCUCUGCUGGAGCUGAUGAACGACGCACUGAUACUGGCCAAACUGAAAGGCUUUGAUGUGUUCAAUGCUCUGGACCUGAUGGAGAACAAGGUGUUCCUGGAGAAGCUCAAGUUUGGCAUUGGAGACGGGAACCUGCAGUAUUACCUCUACAACUGGAGAUGCCCUCCCAUGGACCCUGAGAAGGUCGGCCUGGUACUACAGUAACAAGGCUGCUGUGGGUGGUACUACAGUAACAAGGCUGGUGUGGGCUGCUACACACUGGUCUGCAGGUCAAUCAUCAGUUCCGACAUCAGACUUUUCCCAACCAGGACACAGUUGUUCCUGAUCUCCACAGGACGACUCCAGAGCAGUGAUGGACAGCCUGUCUUUUGGAGAAGCUCUCCAAGCUUAUGUUGGUGUCAUGGAAACCAUUCUCUCAUACGCAAAUGAUAACUCAUCAAUAUCUUGAAUGUGAAAUUAUGCUCUGCCUGAGAUACUGAGACCAUACAGUACUUAAAACACACACACACACUCAAUACAGUACUUAAAACACACACACUCAUACAGUACUUAAAACACACACACACUCGGACAGCACUUCAAAUACACACACAAAAAACCAUUCACACUUUCAGAGUAUGUAAGUAAGCAUGUACACAUACAUCAACUUACAGACAGCCAUGUGCACUCACGCACGCAACAAGGAAGAACAGACUUGCAUCCCAAAAGAAUCACAUGGUUUUUGUCAGUUUGAGAAAGCAGAAAUGUAGUCCCCUGUACAUGUAAUGCCAGAUCAUAUGUAUUCCUGUAGUAAAGGGCCGGAGUGUUGACAGAACAGAUCCAAAGCAUUUUCUUUAUAACUAGUUUAGAUGUUGUUUACUGUUCCUAUGAACAGUUUGGAAGAAGCGGUUUUAAUGUUUGUUUUUUAGAAAGAAUGUAUUGCAUUAUUGAAGCACAAUUCUUGAGUUCUUAAUCGAGCAAAUGGCUCCUUUAAUACCAGGUGCAUUUUUAUUGAGUGUUUUCUUUGUUCUGAUGUAUAGGUUUUCAAAUGAUACUGUGUCUUGACAAAUAUGAGGCAGGAUGCAAUUGUGUUGAAAACAAAACAAAAAAUCAUUUUUUUGUGGCUACCAGCAAACGUGAGAAUGCCCCCCCUGUUUCACACAAUUCUGAUAUUUAGAAUUGUGCUUUAUGUUACUUGUUGUAUGACACAAUACCUGUUCUGUCUUUCAGUUUUUGUAAAACCCUAAAUACUGAAUUCAGCUGGCAGUAUUAGACUUGGAUAGUCUUGGGCAGCUCCUUGUGUAACAGAGCGUGAGGAUGCUGUGUAGGAUCCUGACACAUCUGUCGGGUCCCUCUGAGGAGAACUUGGCUUCUUGAAGCACGACUGGGUCAUCCAUGUCAAGUUAAAAAGACAGGUCUUGAAAAUAAUGAUAGUUUAUGUUGGAAAACCUUUUCUUUAUCCCUGACCCACUAGUCAUGGGCAGGCGCUUGCUUUACGUGUUGAUGUGCAGCUUUGUGAAAGUGACAGGUCCAGUCUGGGUCCAGCUCCACUACUGUCCCAGCUCUUUACAUUCCCAUUUGACCAUACUUGUCGUUUCAUUCACUUCCUUUGUAAACUUGGCAGUAGAAGCCUGGUGCGAGGCAGGGGAAACCGCCACUGCAGCUCCAGGAGCCGGUGGACCUCCGGGAGACUGCAAACAUUAACACUGCUGAAUUGAUGAGCAUUGAGCCCUGCAGUUUCACAAGCUGACAGAUGUAGUUACCACAGGGGCACCUUAGUGAUGUAAGUUCUGUCAUGUUUGUGUUAAGCUGCUUGUAUGAAUUUGAGCAUGAGGCUGUUUUGAUACAGUGCCGAUGCCAUGAGGGCUGGCGCUAAACCUAACCCUCUACUACGGUGAGAGCUCCUCCAAGCACUUGCCUUAUUGAAGAGAAGUUGUUUUUAACUAUAUCAAAAUGUGUCGUUUUGAAGAAGAAAAAACAUGGAGCUUUCUCUAAUUGAAGAACAAUAUUUGUAUUGAAGUCCAUUCCAGGCGGUAGAACUGCAGAACCAGCACUGUUUAGACUUCAUCCAAACACUCUGUUACAAACACGUCAGUUAUACCAGCAUGGA